This is a messenger RNA of Artibeus jamaicensis (Jamaican fruit-eating bat), 3814 nucleotides long. It is a transcript of the gene CERK, whose product is annotated as ceramide kinase. NCBI's taxonomy places the organism in Eukaryota, Metazoa, Chordata, Mammalia, Chiroptera, Phyllostomidae. The transcript is spliced from 14 exons. Gene Ontology annotation, molecular function: kinase activity. Bases 1 to 1992 code for a protein of 663 amino acids. The record is from RefSeq and is a predicted model, not a curated record.
AUGCCAUCGACCCUCGUGCGCGAGGGCUCCGAUGUCUGGGAACCGCCUCCUCCUGAGCCGGAGCCUCGCGGCUGCGCGGGGGCAGCGCCUGGUCCUCCCAGCGCGGAUCUGCCUGGACCCGACCUGUCCUCGGGUCCCCGCGAGACCCCUCGUAUCGCCGCACCCGGUCCCCCAAGGUCCCCUCCGCCCCCACCCGCCCCGCGGCCGCCGUGCGUACGAGGUGACGCAGCGCCGCCUGCCACGCGCCCCGCCCGCCUCGAGCCGCCGCCGCUGCGGCCGCAGCCGCCUCGACCCGGCCGGGCUCCAGGGGCCGCUAACGGUCCCGCGCCCCUCGGCGUCCGCGCCCCUCGGCGUCCGCGUCCCAGCCUGGCGGAGCCGGCGCCCAGGGCUGGCGCGAUGGGGGCCGCCGAGCCGCUGCUCUCGGUGCUGUGGGUGAAGCGACAGCGCUGCGCCGUGAGCCUGGACCCGGCGCGGGCGCUGCUGCGCUGGUGGCCCAGCCCCGGGCCCGGAGCCGGCAUCCCCGGCGAGGACGCCUGUUCCGUGCCCGUGGCCGAGAUCAUCGCCGUGGAGGAGACAGACAGUCACGGGAAGCACUACGGUGGCGGGAAGUGGCAGAAAAUGGAAAUGCCUUUCGCAUUCACAGUGCACUGUGUGAAGAGAGCCCGACGCCACCGCUGGAAGUGUGCGCAGGUGACCUUCUGCGGUGCUGACGAGCAGCUGUGUCACCUGUGGCUGCAGACCCUCCGGGAGCAGCUGGACAAUCUGACGUGCAGACCGAAGCACUUGCUGGUGUUCAUCAAUCCCUUCGGAGGGAAAGGCCGGGGCAAGCGGAUCUACGAGAGGAAGGUGGCGCCCCUGUUCGCGCUGGCCGCCGUCGCCACGGAGGUCAUCGUCACGGAGCGCGCCAAUCAUGCCAAGGAGACCUUGUACGAGACGGACGUGGACAAGUACGACGGAAUCGUCUGUGUCGGCGGGGACGGCAUGUUCAGCGAGGUCCUGCACGGGCUGAUCGGCAGCACGCAGAGGAACGCCGGCGUGGACCAGAACGAGCCCCGGACGGCGCUGGUGCCCAGCCGGCUGCGCAUCGGCAUCAUCCCCGCAGGGUCGACAGACUGCGUGUGUUACUCGACGGUGGGCACCAACGACGCGGAGACAUCAGCCCUGCACAUCGUCCUGGGUGACUCGCUGGCUAUGGACGUGUCCUCGGUGCACCACAACGGGGCGCUGCUGCGGUACUCGGUGUCCCUGCUGGGGUACGGCUUCUACGGGGACAUCGUCAAGGACAGCGAGAAGAAGCGCUGGAUGGGCCUCAUCAGAUACGACUUCUCAGGUCUGAAGACCUUCCUGUCCCAUCACUGCUACGAGGGCACGGUGUCGUUCCUGCCCGCACAGCACACGGUGGGCUCGCCGCGGGACGGGAAGCCCUGCCGGGCCGGGUGCUUCGUCUGCAGGCAGAGCCGGCAGCAGCUGGAGGAGGAGCAGAAGCGGUCGCUCUACGGCCUGGAGAGUUCCGAGGACAUGGAAGAGUGGAAAGUGGUCUGCGGCAAGUUCCUGGCCAUCAACUCCACCAACAUGUCCUGUGCGUGUCCCCGGAGCCCCCGAGGCCUGUCACCGGCCGCCCACUUGGGGGACGGGUCCUGUGACCUCAUCCUCAUCCGGAAGUGCUCCAGGUUCAACUUCCUGCGAUUCCUGGUCCGGCACACCAACCAGGGCGACCAGUUUGACUUCGCCUUCGUCGAAGUUUACCGCGUCAAGAGAUUCCAGUUUGUGUCCAAGCAGGCGGAGGAGGAGGAGAGUGAGCAGGGCAAGCGGGGGCUGGGCCCCAUCUGCAGCCACCCCUCGCCCUGCUGCUGCUCCGUGUCCUGCAGCGCCUGGAACUGCGACGGGGAGGUGCUGCACAGCUCCGCCCUGGAGGUCAGGGUCCACUGCCAGUUGGUGCGGCUGUUCGCACGGGGCAUCGAAGACGGUCCUAAGCCGGAGCCGCGCCGCUGAGAAGCCCCCUCUGAUCGCCCACCUUCGGCUGCUGCUCCUGGAAGUGUGAAAGUUAGGAAACGACUACAGACCAAUUAUGUGGAUACUUACAUUUACAUUUAGAAGUUUAUUUUUGAUAGUUAAAUCUUGACUUCAGGAAACACAGCUCUGCCCACAGUUCUGCGACCGCACCAGGCGGUUUCAGUUCCACACGCAUCGCUGGGCUGUGCGUCAGGAGACUUAGUCUCAGCGAGCGGUCACUGUGGAUUUGGGGCGCUGGCUUCGUAGAUCUUAGCACCUCGCACUUGGAAAUGGCCAGUCGGUGGGGUCUGUUGCGGUUACUCUAGGGGCAGUGUAGGGACUGCUCUCUGCUGAGGCUCCGUCAGACCCCCGGCGCCUGCAGGCACCACCGGGCACCUGAUCCGCUUUGCCAGGCUUAUCAGUAGUGGUCUGUGGUCCGCUGCAGCGAGGCAGCGGGCUCUCUGCCCUCAUUUUACCUUCGUCCGAGCCCACGGCGAGGGCACUGUUCCCGGGUCCUUUCUGCCAGGCACCCCCACCCAGCAGUGGAUCACUCCAGGGGUAGAGGGCAUGGAAGCGGUCACUGCACCUCCACGACCAGCCGUCUCCAUGGCAGCAUCCAGUGUUGCCGUGACAAUCCAGCCGGGCGCUCAGGCAGCAGCCAUACUGUUUACAGUCGCAACGCUUCAUAGCUGCACAAGCAGGAGGGCAGAGGCGGCAGGCCGUGCGUGCGAUGUGCACCGGGGGACUUCGUUAGUGCCCGGCCCUGGGGGGCAGGGCCCCUCAAGCCAGAGGUCCGUGUGGCACAGGCCCCAGUGCACACCUAUGGCCCUGACUGCCUCACCUUCACGCUCAUUUCCACAUGUUCAUCGGCGGCCGUGCCCCCCUCACCCAGAAGGGUAGCGAGGUAUCCGCAUCGUCAGUGCUCCAUUCGGUCCAGGCUCAAGGCCCCUCCAGCCUUUGACGGCCGUGCGGUCUCAGAGCCUGCAUGCAGUCGCGUGUUUGUGUGUGUGCGUGUGUGUGUAAGGACAAGGGCGACUUCCCAUCCAGUCCCACCUGCGUCAGACUGGGCUUCAAAGGUGUGUUUGUUUUUUGAUGGGCCACAGUGUUGAAGACCUGCGAGUGAUGGGCCUGCGAAUCGCAUGGUCUGGGUGGUUGGUGGGUGGGGAAGCCCGUGUGUAGAGUUACUGUCCGCUGGCCAUUGCCGUUCUCAGUGUGUGCUCCUGGGGGGAGGCGGCCAAAGAUGCGGGACUGGAGCCCUGAUGGCGGGGCCGCCAUGCCGCCUGUGCGCCCUGGGACCGCUGCACCUCAACAGGUCUCCUGGGGCAGCCUUCACCCCUUGGGUCUCUGGGAGAUGCUGCCCUGACACUCACUGCUGGUCCCAGAACGGUCCAGGCCGGAGAGCGAGCUGCCCGAGUCCCACAAGAACACCGGCCGUGCUGCACAGUCCCCGCACGGCCUGGGCGGGGCUUACUGGCUGCGUGCUGAUGUUCCAAAUCGCACACUUGGGACUUCUGGGGGGCCAGUGUGACCGAGUGAACCCUCCAAGAGCUCACCGGCAGCUCGUGCAGGGACAGAAGUGCCUGUCGGGGGCCCCCGCCCAGAGCCUCUGGAUGGAGCAGCCACACCUUUGCCCUGGGGCAAGCAGGGGUGCGGAGAAGGGCAGUCUGUGCCGUGGCGCCCUCCCACUCAGGCCCGUGCUGUGGGCGCUGCUCCUGGACGUGUGCGUGGGAGGGGCCUGGCCUUCCUCUCUGAUCUUGCUGGUUUCAGGAUUAGACAGUGGCCACUUGCUCUGUUACGUUCAAGACAAAAAUAAAGUUACUUU